AUGCUCAGAGAACCCAAGUUAGAUCUGAAUAAAGCAAUAGAGAUGUGCAAAAACAGUGAAAUUAUCAAGUCACAGCUGCAAAAAUUGGGCAACGACAGAGAGUCGGCUAAUUAUACUCUUAAGAGCAAGAAAGGCAAGCCUAAUUCGAAGCAUCUGAAGACUGAAAAUGAAGAGUCCGGACAGAAAGCGCCUUUUCAGACCUGUAAAUAUUGUGCAGGAAAACACAAGCUAGAUAGAAAGCGGUGCCCAGCAUACGGUCAAAUAUUCAACAGUUGCAAAAAGAUGAACCAUUUUGCCAAAGUUUGUCAGCAACCCAAGAGAUCUAGCAAAGUGAAUAUGAUGUCGGAUGAGCUAUCAUCAGAAUCUGAAGAGUCACUAUACGGUAUCGAACACACAGUUGGCACGGUGAAGUUGAGAGGUGAGAAAUGGUAUCAAAUCGUACCAAAGCAUCACGUUCAGUACCUUGCCAAAUGGACUGUGGAUCCACAUGUAGCCUAAUCAGCUAUAUCGAAUACUGCAAGAUUGCCCAAGACGGAGAGUCGGAGACCCCCAGCUGCAGAAAUCUACUUCGCUUGUAUGAUGGGUCAGUGAUGAAUGAUACCGAUUGGGAACUUGCCAACUACAUUGCAACCAGAAAGGAAACAACCAUUUGUUCUAUUUUCUAUUGAUCAGAAGCCUUGUGUAUGGGCUAUUAACUGUAGAUGUAAGCGAGACAGUCCAUACAACGAAGCAUGCGAAACCAAAGAUCAACUUUGCUGAAGUCCCAAAGAGACCUGUCACCCACAACUACAUAAGCGCAAACUAUGGAGAUGUGUUCACCGGAUGUGGAUGUUUACCAGGGGAAUAUUACAUUGACAAGAACGUGAUAAAACCUGUACAGCACCAACCCAACCCAAAAGAGUUGCAAUUCCUUUAACGUUGGAAUUAAAGAAGAAAAUCGCAGAACUAGAACAAGGAAUAGUAAUUGCUAAAGUUACGAAAUCUAUACUGAGUGGAUCAGUAGCAUGGUCGCUGUGCGGAAGGUAACAGGGAAGCUGCGAAUCUGUAUUGACCCAAAAUACCUGAACCUAUCAUUGAUGACAUAUUGCCACGUCUCACGAGUGUCAAAAUGUUCUCAGUUCUGGAUGCGAAAGAUGGAUUUUGGCAAGUAAAACUCCAAGAAGAGAGCAGCUAUUUGACAACGUUUUGGACACCCUUUAGAAUAUAUCACUGGUUACGCAUGUCAUUUGGGAUAUCAACAGCACCGGAAGAGUUCCAAAAGGCGACAGCAUGAAGUGUUCAUUUUGUUUGUGCCUAGGGUCGGGAGAUAUACAAGAGAAAUACACUAGGUUCGAUGUAAACCUGAUAGAGUGCCUGCGGUACAGCGAUUUUCGGGUUUCGUCAACUAUUUGGUUACGUGUCUGCCGCAUAUUUCGGAUGUAUGCGAACCACUCAGUCGUCGUACUGAUAAGGAUGCAGUUUGGUGUUGGAUGCCGAAACAUGAUGCAGUCAUUGCGCAUUAAACAGCUGGUAACGAGUCAUCCUGUACUUCGGUAAUAUGAUGUGAAAGAAGAGGUAACCAUACAGUGUGAUGCCAGCGACGUCGGCCUGGGUGCUGUCCUCCAAAAUAGGCAACCAGUGGCUUUUGCUUUAACAUCCUUGACUCCCAUAGCACGCCGAUAUGCUCAAAUCGAAAAAGAAUGCUUGGCUAUCGUAUUCUUGUGCGAGCGUUUUGACCAGUAUAUCUAUGCCUAUGGGAGGCUGAAAGUUAAUGUUAGAACUGAUUAUAAACCAUUGGAGAUCAUCUUUAAGAAGUCACUAUUGACCGCGCCCUGUCGUCUACAACGGAUGUUACUAAGAUUGCAAAAGUACAACCUUGAUGUGACAUAUCAGAAAGGUAAAGAAAUGUACAUCGCAGAUACUCUUUCCGAGGCAGCACCACCUUAG
Molecule: messenger RNA, 1926 nt
Organism: Paramuricea clavata
Lineage: Eukaryota; Metazoa; Cnidaria; Anthozoa; Malacalcyonacea; Plexauridae
Source: the annotation of a GenBank genome assembly